AUGUGGAAACCCAUGCCAAGCCUAAUUUUAAUUCCAAUUCUGAUUUCCCUGUGCCCUGGGAGCUGCCUGGGAGCCUACUUCAAGUUCACCAACGUAGAGUGCAAGGGUCUGGAUCCAAAAUUCGUAGAGUUCAAGGAAUGCUACCUCAAAAUGGUGCGCCGCAAUGUGGUCGGCAUGAACUUCCAUUUGGCGGUGAAGACUGACAGGCCCGUCGACAAGAUCGAGUUCAAUCUGUGCAUAUUCCGCAAGUCGAAUGUCUAUAGGCUCUUCAUGGUCAAUCAUACCCUGGACUUUUGCUACUACAUGAAGAAGCCACAACAGUAUCCCCUGUUCUACAUAUUCCACGACUCUCUGAUGAGCGCCACAAAUGCCAAUCACACCUGUCCCUAUCAGGAAAAGGAUAUCUUUCUGAAACAGAUGACGCUCAGUGAGAAGGCCGUCCGGGACCUGCCACUGCCCAAUGGGGAAUACAAACUGACGGUGACUGUGGGCGCUUAUAAGGUCUGGCGCUUGCAGGUCAGCGUUUAUGGUGUGCGUGGAUAG
Molecule: messenger RNA, 543 nt
Organism: Drosophila persimilis
Lineage: Eukaryota; Metazoa; Arthropoda; Insecta; Diptera; Drosophilidae
Exons: 2
Coding region: 1-543 (180 amino acids)
Source: RefSeq, a predicted model, not a curated record